GAUCGUUGGCCUCCCACUCUCUCUUAUCUUCUCGAAAUUCGAUCUUGGAAAAGACCGAAACGCCCUUCACUAUUCAUUCUUCCGAAGCGUCGAAGCGCUUUCAACACCCUUCACUGUACAUUCUUGCGAAGCGUCGAAGCGCUUUCAAGAAGCUGUAAAAACGGUAUUUUGGAGAUCAUUUUGAGGGUAAAUCAGUCCACCAGAUCCAACGUUCCCCUCUGCGAUUCCCCGCCACCGCGCUUCGUUCCUCCUCUCCUCAGACUGCCAUGGCGUCGGUCGCUUUGUCUUCCCUCCGACCCGCUGCUCCAGGGACGCCUGAACUUCUCUACGGACUAAACCCGACGAGUCUUCGCGGCUCGUGCUUCCCGAGUUUCCCACGCCACGACGAGUCCAAGGGCUCGCUGAGUUUGUCGAUUGAUAUCCCACGUAAACGGGGACCGUGGAGGACGGCCGCCUCUCUUUUUCCGUUCUUGAAGAAGAAGAAGAAGGACACGGAUGCACUCAAAGAAGAGCUCCUGGAAGCCAUUGCUCCGCUUGAUCGAGGUGCGCAAGCUACAGAGGAGGACCAGAAACGGGUCGAUCAGAUUGCACGAGAACUAGAAUCAGAUAAUAUGAUUAAAGAACCUCUCAAAUCCGAUUUGCUUAAUGGAAAGUGGGAGCUCAUUUACACAACUUCAAGUUCAAUUUUGGCAAGGCAGAGACCAAAACUUCUAAGACCGAAUGGUAAGAUUUACCAAGCUAUUAAUUCUGAUACGCUAAGGGCCCAAAACAUGGAAACGUGGCCAUUUUUCAAUCAGGUGACGGCAAAUUUAGUACCUCUGAAUGCAAGGCGUGUUGCUGUAAGGUUUGAUACUUUUAAAAUUGCAGGCUUGAUACCUAUUAAAGCGCCUGGAAGAGGUCGUGGGGAAUUGGAGAUCACGUACUUGGAUGAUGAGCUGCGAAUUUCACGAGGAGACAAAGGAAACUUGUUCAUUUUGAAAAUGGUGGACCGAUCAUACAGAGUGCCAACUUAGAUUCAUAAGGUUGAAGGGAUGUACUUUCUGCACGACCUUGGUUCAUAGCUAUACGAAGGGGGACCAAGGGACCUUGUUCUUUUUUGAAUUGGCCGCUUGUAUACAGUAGACCUCUAUGUUAAAGAGGCUGAAGUAUUCUCAUGUGUAGUCGAUUUCUCAAACUGUUAGCAUGUUAACAAACCA
This is a messenger RNA of Nymphaea colorata (pocket water lily), 1196 nucleotides long. RefSeq names its product probable plastid-lipid-associated protein 4, chloroplastic. NCBI's taxonomy places the organism in Eukaryota, Viridiplantae, Streptophyta, Magnoliopsida, Nymphaeales, Nymphaeaceae. The transcript is spliced from 6 exons. The coding region runs from base 267 to 1013 and encodes 248 amino acids. The record is from RefSeq and is a predicted model, not a curated record.